AUGCCACCUGAUUGUCAGGAGAUCCAGAAGCGUACUGACAGUGGUAGAGGGAUGAAGACUGUGCAGCAGCAAUACGCCAUCAGAAACUCCCACCAUCGAUCAUCGAAGCGUUUCACAGCUUUCACUCAGGACUCGUGCACUCCCACUGCGAGCGGAAUGUUCUUCACCCCAUUGUCCUGUGCCACUGCCAAUGUAAUUUCGGACUUGAGCGAGCGUCGAUCCGUGAUUUGA
Messenger RNA from Coprinopsis cinerea okayama7#130, 231 nucleotides. RefSeq lists its product as hypothetical. The record is from RefSeq and is a predicted model, not a curated record. The coding region runs from base 1 to 231 and encodes 76 amino acids. NCBI's taxonomy places the organism in Eukaryota, Fungi, Basidiomycota, Agaricomycetes, Agaricales, Psathyrellaceae. The transcript is spliced from 2 exons.